This is a messenger RNA of Aspergillus steynii IBT 23096, 840 nucleotides long. RefSeq lists its product as uncharacterized. Bases 1 to 840 code for a protein of 279 amino acids. Gene Ontology annotation, cellular component: endoplasmic reticulum. Gene Ontology annotation, biological process: GPI anchor biosynthetic process. The record is from RefSeq and is a predicted model, not a curated record. Gene Ontology annotation, molecular function: N-acetylglucosaminylphosphatidylinositol deacetylase activity. The transcript has a single exon. Lineage: Eukaryota; Fungi; Ascomycota; Eurotiomycetes; Eurotiales; Aspergillaceae.
AUGAAGUCCACCUUCGCGUUCCGCGCGCUCUUCCUCAUAGCCCAAUACUCGCUUGCCACCGCCCAGCAAACCCUCAAGACCCUAAACAUCGUCGCCCACCAAGACGAUGACCUGCUCUUCCUGAGCCCCGACCUCCUGCACAACGUCCACGGCGGUGCCGGUCUUCGCACCAUCUUCCUAACCGCCGGCGAUGCUGGCAAUGACUGGGCAUACUGGAACGGCCGCCAGGCGGGCUCUCUAGCCGCCUACGCCCAGAUGGCCGGGGUCGCUAACGAGUGGACCGAAAGCGACUCGGGUGCCCCAGACACCGACAUCCCCGUGUACACACUGAACGGGCGAUCCGACAUCUCGCUCGCCUUCCUGCAGCUCCCUGACGGCGGCCUCGACGGCACGGGCUGGGAAUCCACCCACCAUGUCUCUCUCCUGCAGCUCUGGAACGGCGAUCUCGAGUCCAUUGAAACGCUCACCGGCUCGACAUCCUACACCAAGGACAAGCUGCUAUCUACGCUUGCGUGGCUGAUCGAGGACUUCGAUCCCCUGCGCAUCAACACCAUGGACUAUGUGAACGAUGUGAACAUCGAUUUCGACCAUCCCGAUCACUCGGUGACGGGCUUCUUUGCGGACAACGCGGAGCGCCAGUCUACGUCUAGCGCGGAGCUGGUUGGCUACUUGGGAUAUUCGACGAAGGAUCGGACGCCGAAUGUCGGCGGCGAUGAUCUUCAGCAGAAGCAGGAUACGUUCUUUUUCUAUGCUGGAUAUGACCCCGGUACUUGCAACAGUGUUCAGACGUGCUCGGGACGUCCCGAGUUGGAGUGGCUGUCGCGCAGUUAUAUACUCUAA